AUGCAACGAUCUGGAGGCAGACCUAAAAGACUUGCAAUCGGAAGAAUACAGACGGAGCACAUCAAUUUCGACGAAAGAAAACAUGCAAAAGAGUUAGCUCAAUUCCAGAGACAAGUGGCCGCACGUAUCAAUAAGAGGAAGUACAAUGAUGAUAUUGGGCAGUACGGAGUCGAAGUGUUUCAAAAGGCAGAACACUUACUUCAACGAACAAAUCUUAUAGAAGCGACAAUAACAUCACUAUCAGCAGUAUCAGAGAGAAUCAGUGACCUACCAACACCAGCACAACACGACAGUAUCACCGAAACCACACCACGACUAACCAGGGCCAAACGUCGCACCGCGGCCAAACGAGCUUGGUACAAACGGAAAAAGUAG
Molecule: messenger RNA, 375 nt
Organism: Macrosiphum euphorbiae (potato aphid)
Lineage: Eukaryota; Metazoa; Arthropoda; Insecta; Hemiptera; Aphididae
Source: the annotation of a GenBank genome assembly